Messenger RNA from Sitophilus oryzae (rice weevil), 2749 nucleotides. Its product is annotated as neuropeptide SIFamide receptor-like. Gene Ontology annotation, molecular function: peptide binding; neuropeptide Y receptor activity. The record is from RefSeq and is a predicted model, not a curated record. Gene Ontology annotation, biological process: G protein-coupled receptor signaling pathway. Gene Ontology annotation, cellular component: membrane. Lineage: Eukaryota; Metazoa; Arthropoda; Insecta; Coleoptera; Curculionidae. The transcript has 4 exons. Bases 115 to 1461 code for a protein of 448 amino acids.
CCGAUCAGCGUCGUCUGUUCAGCGUCGGGACGCUCUUACGCGAUGUCACAAGCGUCGGCGUCGUCGGCACCCUUUGAUCCGCUAUCUUCGCGGUGGUUCGGGUUCCAUCACUAAAUGGAGUCAGGAAAGUACCACGGAGGAACCAUGCUGUAUCCAGUAGGGGAAGUACGAGUGGUGGGGGUACAGGACGAUAUGUGGAGGGGGGUAACGGAGGGGUACCUAGGUGCGGGGGUCGAGGAGGUAAUAGGGGAGUACAUGGAGUUGCCGCAGGCGUCCAUUGCCAGACACCUAGGACCCACAACCACCGCCGUCCCUGUCUAUUUCAAUGUCACCUUCAACGAAACAGGGACGGCCCUAGCCUCCGAGCUGUUCUACCGUCAUUCGGCCGCCAUGACCGCUGUGUAUUGCGUUGCCUAUAUCCUGGUGUUCGCCGUCGGCCUGGUGGGCAACUUUUUCGUCAUAGCCGUGGUAAUCCGUAGCCCGCGCAUGCGCACGGUCACUAAUUUUUUCAUCGUCAACCUGGCAGUGGCGGACAUACUGGUGAUCGUGUUCUGCCUGCCGGCCACUCUGAUGUCCAACAUCUUUGUUCCAUGGGUUCUUGGAUGGUGGAUGUGCAAAACCGUCCCAUACAUACAGGGUGUUUCAGUAGCUGCUUCAGUUUACAGCUUAGUAGCAGUAUCAUUAGACAGAUUUCUGGCCAUUUGGUGGCCUCUCAAAUGCCAAAUCACCAAGCGCCGCGCCCGUCUCAUGAUCGCCCUCAUCUGGAGCGUCUCUCUGACGGCCACCAUCCCCUGGGCACUCUACUUCGACCUAGUGGUCAUCUUCACCGACGCUCCAGACGUCCAACUCUGCCUGGAAGUCUGGCCAGAACCCAUGAACGGGUCCCUCUACUUCCUCGUUGCCAACCUCCUUUUCUGCUACAUCUUGCCCAUGAUCCUCAUCACCAUGUGCUACGUGCUCAUCUACGUCAAGGUCUGGAAAAGGCACAUUCCCACAGAUACCCGUGAUGCUCAAAUAGAAAGGUUACAGCAAAAAUCCAAGGUAAAGGUGGUGAAAAUGUUGGUAGCGGUUGUGAUUUUGUUUGUGAUCUCUUGGUUACCACUUUACGCGAUCUUUGCAAGGAUUAAACUAGGUGGAGAGAUAGCUCCAUGGGAGGAGGAGCUACUCCCUGUAGCUACACCGAUAGCUCAAUGGUUGGGAGCUUCGAAUUCUUGCAUCAAUCCCAUUCUGUAUGCUUUUUUCAAUAAAAAAUUCCGUAAAGGAUUCGCAGCAGUGUUGAAGAGUAGGCGUUGUUGCGGCAGAUUACGUCACUACGAAACAGUCGCCGUUACAACAGCCUCCUCAUCAGCCAGCGUAAGAAAAUCAUCUCAUUUCUACAAUAACAACUCCUCAACCAAGAAACUCACAGCCACCCCCGAUGCUCUAGCCGUUUCCUACAUUUGUAACAACAGCGGUGCUUAGAGAACCGCAGCUUUACCUUAACCCCUGUUUAACUGGUUGAAGAAAUAAUUUUUAAAAAGGAUUUUAAAGGAGGUAAACCUAAGAUGGAGUUUAGGAGAGAUUUUUACGAAAGGUUUUUAGAUAGGGAUGAGGGAAAUUGAAUAGGACCGUGUUUUUUUGGGUCUGAGUCUAAUACUGCAUCACCUUAGCGUGUCUUAAGAGUAUUUUUUUAGAUGGAGAGUUGUUAUUUUGAUACCCCGACGAUUAGAUGAUAUAUUACGCUUAAAAACUCACAAUGUUUCUAAAAAUUAAGUAGAAAAACUCACAAUUUUGACCUAUAUUCUCCUUUUUCUAUAAUAAAAAUAAAUAAGGAGAUCCUUUUGGUUCUAUUUAGAUGUCCUUAGAUGAUGCUUUCAAUAAAAUAUAACUUUGUUAGGUUUAAAAAGAGAAAAAAACAAAGCAGAUGUCUGUAUACGCUUUGAAAUAGUUAUUACCAGUUAUUACCGAACUAUUACCUUACCCAGAUAGAGGCAAACGCAAUAAAACCAAUAAUAUUUCUGAUAGAAUUUAAGAUAAAGUUACGAUUCUUGAUAAAAUGGCGAAGGAUUUUAUUUAAAAAAUUUCAAAUUACAUAUCUUAGGAUUUUUAAGCCUAAAAAAUUCAAGCUUAAAUAUUUUUAGCUCUUUUAUAUACAAAUUUUAUGGGAAUCUGGCUUGUUUUCAAUCUAAAAAGGUUCUUUAUACGUAAUCGCCGAAAAUAAUAAAAAAUUUAAGACUUUUUCGUAGAUCUGGCAACGAUUUGACGUCUUUUUAAUAACGUCGCUGCUGUAAUUACGUAUUUUAACGUACAAUAAACGUAGUUUUAAAAACAGUAUAAACUUUUUUGUACUGUGAUGGUUUUAGGGUAUAUAAAUCUGGUAUCCAGUGCCGUACUGAUCUCAUAUAUAAAUGUGAGGUAAAAAAAUAACUGUCACUGCCUCGAACCUUUGAACAAGAAGGUUUUAACCGCAUCAAAAAAAUAUAAGAUAACUAAUAAAUAGGAUUAUUUUUAAUAUUUAAGAAAUGGUCGGCACGGCACUGCCUUUAAUUAUAAGAAAAUAGGUAAAAUAUAUUGUUGGACACAAUAAGAAGAACUUGUAACGAGUUUAUUGGGUUGUGUUGUGUGUAACUCACUGUUUUAGACAUUGGUAAUUUUAAGAAAGUCGACCUAAGAUAGAGAAACUAUAAUAUUAAUCGAAUAAAAACAUAUUUGUCUAGUAUUUUACUAAAAAAAAAGAUAGUUUUUACAAUAAAUAAUAACGUUUUAAGCA